AUUUCAAUCUCCUCCCCCUCUGUCCGUCGCUCAUAGCCGUAAAAAUCCGAAAAACCGCGAAGCUCGCAGCCGAAAAAUCUCAUUGUGAAUUUUCGUGAUCCGAUAUGGAGAGCCGGUUCGCAGUCUGCAUCUUCGUGUUGGCGCUGCUCUUCUUCCUCUUAACCAUGGAAGCGAAAACUAUAGACCCUUACAAGGUCCUUGGAGUGGAGCGGAAUGCAAGUCAGCGUGAAAUUCAGAAAGCGUUCCACAAGCUCUCUCUUCAAUAUCACCCAGACAAGAAUAAAAGCAAGGGAGCUCAAGCAAAGUUUGCUGAGAUAAACAAUGCAUAUGAGAUUUUAUCUGAUGAAGAGAAGAGGAAAAAUUAUGAUAUGUAUGGAGAUGAAAAGGGAAAUCCUGGAUUUGGAGCUGGUUCUCCUGGAGAUCACGGUGAAUAUACUUACUUCACAAAUGGUGGACCAGGACAGAACCACUUUACCUACGGACCUGGUGAUUGGCAGAGCAUGGGUGGGCAGGGAGGUUCCAAGUCAUUCUCCUUUUCCUUUGGAGGUCCCAGUGGUCCAAGUUCAUUUGGUUUUGGUAUGGAAGACAUUUUCUCAAACUUUUUUGGGGGUAAACCUGGAGGUGGGGGUCAGUUUGAUGGUUUCAGCGGUUCAACUGGGUCUCGACCUGGUUCUCAGCCUGGGUCUAGGACUUCUCCGGUGAGCAUUACGACCAUCAGUCCACAGGUGUAUAAGAAAGAAAUAGUUCACCGAGGGAUGGCUUGGCUCCUGUUCUCUUACACUCCUUCAUUGAAGGGGAAGCAACAUGUUGAAAAUACCAUAGAGGAAGUUGCAAGUUCCCUGCAGGGAGCCUUAAAGGUUGGAAGCAUAAACUGUGAGACGGAACCAUCUCUCUGCAAGGACCUUGGCAUAUACCCCAGCAGAAUGCCCAGAGUAUUUGUGUACAAAGUGAGUGAAAAGGGUUCAUUGGUUGAGUAUGAUGGUGAUUGGGCUGCAAAACCUUUGAAGACAUUUUGCCAAGACAAUCUGCCAAAAUUUUCGAAACGGGUUGACUUGAACCGCUUCGAGUCUUCCACUUUUACAACCAAUAAAUUACCUAGUGUGGUGCUUCUUUCCACCAAGAAAGAUACACCUGUUAUCUGGCGUGUCCUCAGUGGAUUGCAUCGCAGUCACUUCAGUUUCUAUGAUGCAGAGGUCCACGAUGCUUCUGAUCCAGCAGUGAAGAAGCUGGGAGUUGGUGCACUUCCAGCUAUAGUUGGUUGGCUUCCGAACGGGGAGAAGCAUGUCUUAAAAGCAGGCAUUACCACCAAAGAUAUGAAGUCUACAAUUAAGGAGCUCAGUGCUUUGCUCGAAGGUUUUGAAAAAAAGAGCAAGAAGGCAGCUUCAAGUCAGGCCAAGAAAUCACCGACUGAUUCGGGGGAGAAUCAAAUACCUCUGUUGACAGAGUCUAAUUUUGAUGCCCUUUGUGGUGAGAAAACUCCGGUUUGCAUCGUUGGCGCAUUCAGAUCUUCCAAAGCAAGAAAUAAGUUGGAAUCAAUUUUGACUGCGGUCUCUCAGAAAUCGCUAUCAAGGCGACAGAGUUCAGCUCAGGGCAAGGAUUCUGUUUCCUACACUCUCUUGGAUGCCGCCAAGCAGGCGACCUUCUUAAAUGCUUUCGACGAAGCAGGAUUUAAAUCAUUAGAGAAGGUCUUGGUUGCCUACAAACAUCGGAGGGGGACAUUCGCAGCAUUUGACGGUGAAAUGACUACGGAAGAAGUAGAGGCGUUUAUUAGCUCUGUGCUUAACGGGGACAUACAUUUUACCAAAACACGGCAGAAACCCGUGCUCAGGUGAGAGGAAAGGUCGGAUCACGGAGCUCGUGGCUUUCGUGUACAUAGCUUCACUGCUUUGAGUAUAGAAAAGAUAAACCAAUUUUUAGAUUACAGUAAGAAGGAGACUGAGUUUUGGCCCUGGUUGCGACGUUGGGUCGCCAUACAAUCUUGGAGGAGCAUCCAUUGUUUCGUAGUAUAGGAGAAGUGUUCCUCCAACCCCAGAAAAGUGGUCUUGUAAUGCCAUGGUAAAAGUUUCAUACCUUUUCGUUGUAUGAAUCGUGUAAUUUAUUUUCCUUGGUGUAGAAAUUAAAGACCAAAUUUUACACAGAAAUAUCAAAUAAGAUGGACGAGGUCUGAAAUUUGAGGUCA
Messenger RNA from Pyrus x bretschneideri (Chinese white pear), 2179 nucleotides. RefSeq names its product dnaJ protein ERDJ3A-like. Lineage: Eukaryota; Viridiplantae; Streptophyta; Magnoliopsida; Rosales; Rosaceae. The coding region runs from base 105 to 1832 and encodes 575 amino acids. The transcript is spliced from 7 exons. The record is from RefSeq and is a predicted model, not a curated record.